Molecule: messenger RNA, 2757 nt
Organism: Amphiprion ocellaris (clown anemonefish)
Lineage: Eukaryota; Metazoa; Chordata; Actinopteri; Pomacentridae
Gene: abcf1
Product: ATP-binding cassette, sub-family F (GCN20), member 1
Exons: 25
Coding region: 114-2549 (811 amino acids)
Molecular function (GO): ATP hydrolysis activity; ATP binding
Source: RefSeq, a predicted model, not a curated record
GAAGAAGAACUUUUAAUGGUGACCCGGCAUCUGCCUCAUCACGUCGUUGGGCCGUAUGACAGAAAACAUACAUAUUCUUAGCCACUUUAUCUUCAGAACGUUACAGUAACAAAAUGCCAAGGAAAGCGAAAGAAGAAGCACAGUGGGUGGACGAUGAAGUCGACCCAGCAGCUGAAAAAACUGUCAAAAAAGGGAAGAAAGAUAAAAAGGGCAAAAAGAGUUUCUUUGAGGAGCUUGCCACAGAUAGCAAACCUGAAAAGGCUGACGAAGUAGCUGUGACGCACUCACAAGGAAAACAGCCCCAGAAAAAAAAAAAAGACCGGCGGAAAGGAAAAGAUGCAGAUGACGACGAUGAUGAGGAUGUCAUGCUGAAUCUGAAAAAGCUCUCAGUGCAAGCAAGCGAUGAUGAAGAUGAGCCAAUCAUUGCCCCCAGCAAAGGAAGCAAGAAAAAGGGGGGGAACAUCUUUGCUGCUCUCAGCCAAAGCCAGAGUGAUGAUGGUGAGAACGAGGACUUGGAUGAAGAAGAUAAACCCGCAAAAAUGACAGAGUCUGAUGAGGACAAUGAAGGAGAGAAGAAUGAUGGUGAAAAGAAAACUACAAAGAACACCAAGAAGGCUGAAGCCAAGUCCAGGAAAGGUAAACCUGCUGAGAAGUCACGCAGUGUGGAGGAGGAGGAAGAUAGCGAUGGAGGUGACAUGAUGAUGAGUGCUGAGGAUGCCAUCGCAGAACAGGCUAAGCAGCAGGAGGAUGACCCAUUUGCUAAUCUUAGCAAAAAAGACAAAAAGAAGAAGAAAAAACAGAUGGAGUAUGAGCGUCAAGUGGCCAGUGUGCGUGCUCAGAAUGCUUUGGAGGGAGAUUUCUCCAUUUCCCAGGCUGAGAUGUCCUCCAGACAGGCAAUGCUGGAGAAUGCCUCUGAUAUCAAGCUGGAGAGGUUCAGCAUAUCUGCUCAUGGCAAGGAGCUUUUUGUCAAUGCUGAUCUACUGAUUGUGGCAGGAAGAAGAUAUGGUUUGGUUGGACCAAAUGGCAAAGGAAAGACCACAUUACUGAAACACAUAGCCAACAGAGCUCUCAGUAUUCCCCCCAACAUUGAUGUGCUGCUGUGUGAACAGGAGGUGGUAGCUGAUGACACGCCGGCAGUGCAGGCGGUGUUGAAGGCAGAUACCCGCCGUCUAAAGCUUCUGGAGGAGGAGAAACAGCUCCAGGCUCGUCUGGAGAAGGGAGAGGACGCUGUGGCUGAGAGGUUGGAGAAGGUCUAUGAAGAGCUAAGGGCAAUUGGAGCAGCAGCAGCUGAGGCCAAGGCCAGAAGGAUCCUGGCUGGUCUGUCAUUUACCCCUGAAAUGCAGAACAGACCCACCAAGAGGUUCUCUGGUGGGUGGAGAAUGAGGGUUUCCCUGGCAAGAGCCCUGUUCAUGGAACCCACUCUACUGAUGCUGGACGAACCCACCAACCACUUGGACCUAAAUGCUGUCAUCUGGCUUAACAACUACCUUCAAGGAUGGAAGAAGACUCUCCUCAUAGUAUCUCACGACCAGAGUUUCCUUGAUGAUGUGUGUACAGAUAUCAUCCACUUAGACAACCAGAAACUCUACUAUUACAGGGGGAACUACUUGACCUUCAAGAAGAUGUAUGUGCAGAAGCAGAAAGAGCUGCAGAAACAGUAUGACAAACAGGAGAAGAAACUCAAAGAGCUAAAAGCUGGCGGCAAGUCCACCAAACAGGCUGAGAAGCAGACUAAGGAGGCCCUGACCAGAAAGCAACAGAAGGGCAAGAAGAAGGGAGGCCAGGAGGAGGAGAGCCAGGAUGCCACUGAGCUGCUGAAGAGACCUAAAGAGUACACUGUCAAGUUCACCUUCCCCAACCCACCCCCUCUCUCACCACCUAUACUGGGACUACACAGUGUUGAUUUUGGCUAUGAGGGCCAGAAACCCCUUUUCAAAAAUGUGGACUUUGGCAUUGACAUGGACUCCAGGAUUUGCAUUGUUGGGCCUAAUGGUGUUGGAAAGAGUACCCUGCUGCUGCUGCUUACUGGGAAAUUAAAUCCUACAAAAGGGGAGAUGAGGAAGAAUCAUCGCCUGAAAGUGGGGUUCUUCAACCAACAGUAUGCUGACCAGCUGAACAUGGAGGAGACAGCCACAGAGUACCUGAUGAGGAACUUCAACCUUCCCUACCAGGAUGGCAGGAAGUGCCUGGGACGUUUCGGCCUUGAGAGCCACGCCCACACCAUUCAGAUAUCUAAACUCUCUGGCGGUCAAAAGGCCAGAGUAGUGUUUGCUGAACUGGCAUGCCGUCAGCCAGAUGUACUGAUCUUGGAUGAACCGACCAACAAUUUGGACAUUGAGUCUAUUGAUGCCUUAUCAGAGGCCAUAAAUGAAUACAAAGGAGCUGUGAUCAUUGUGAGUCAUGACGCCCGGCUCAUCACAGAAACUCAGUGCCAGCUCUGGGUCGUAGAGGACUGUACAGUCAACCAGAUUGACGGAGACUUUGAUGACUACAAGCGGGAGGUGCUGGAGGCUUUGGGCGAGACCAUGAUCAACAAAGUCAAUGCGUGAUCACAGAGUCACUAUGUCUGUAUAUCAUAUGCUAGCUGCACUCCAUGUAGGCUGUCUGGCAUGUCUCAAAGUUAAUACUCUAAUAAAAAAAGAUGGAUUAUGGCACAGAGUUAAUCCUUUGAAGACUUUCUAGAAAUACAGUCAGAUGAAAUGUCUUGAAAUAAUGAUCUAUUAAUGCGAAACAAGAAAAUAAAGUCAUCUUUCAUCA